AUGCUUGACCUGUCCGAUCCUCUUGUGAAUUUUCUGAACUUCGUCCAAGGUCAAGUUCAGCCUCUGCCUGGCCCCAAGGGUCUUCUUCCAGACGCUCACAAGGAGGACACCGAACACCACGCCGCCAAGGAGAAGAAAGGGUUGUGGAACGCAGCCCAAGCUGCGCAGACGGCGCAAGCUGCUGCUUCAGAGGAGCUGCGCCAAGAGGCUGUGAGGCGGCAGAAGGCACACAGCGAGGCCGAGCGAAUCGCUCGCGAAGAGGCCGUGUUCAGUGGCCAGGUUCAAGCCCUGCUGGCGGACGCCUUCACCGAAACCUUUCGAAAGGCCGAUGCUGCGGAGGCCGCCGAGGCUGCGGAGGCGGCUUCCGCGGCCGCUUCCGCGGCGAAGGUCAUUGUGGAAACAGGACCAGGCAGUGCUGAUGCUGCGAUCCAAGCGGAUCCGCGCGAGGCACCCGAGGACGACCCCUCCCAGUCGCUCGUCAAGGCUCCCAGCCGCUCUGCCUCGGUGACGUCGCGCCCCUCGCGACGCUCCUCGAAGCGGAGCCACGAGGGCUCCUCGGCCUCGCAGAGCUCCUUCUCCAUCCACGUGCAAGUGCCCUCGGGCGUGUUGCCGGGAGACCGUUUCUUCGUGGUGGUGGAUGAGGUGGAGUAUGAGGUGUGGGCGCCCGAGGGAUGCACGCCGGGCGAGAUGGUGGCCAUGGACAUCUAUUCGGACGCCGAGAGUGUGGCGGCCUUGACGCUGUCCAAGGACAGUGCGCAAGCGACGGCGGCGGCCUCGCAGGGCAAUGAGAGGAGGGAGGCAACGGAUUCCAAACUGAGAGAACUGAAGGAGAAAGAUCAGAUGGAGGCCGCGAGGGCCACCACCAAUCAAUCAGAGCUCUCGGAUGGUGACUCUGUGGCGACCGAUGCCAUUCUCAUUCCGGUGGAGAUUCCCGAGGGCUGCACUGCAGGGGAGACCUUCUUCGCGGAAGUCAACGGGGUGGAGUAUGAAAUUCUGGUUCCCGAGGGUUGCAAGGCUGGGCAUUUGAUCUACUUGGAGAUCCCGGCCAAGCACGCCAUUGGACGCUUCGUGGCGGACGAAGGCCAGCGAGCGCUGACCAACGCCGAGGUGCCGCAGAUCGCCGAGAAGGACCUGGUGCCCAGUGAGGAGACGAGCGAUAGCCUCUUCGCAGAGGUCUGUGUUCCAGAGGGAGCGAUCCCAGGGUCCAACUUCGUCGCCGUGAUCGACGACACGGAGUUCGAAGUGCCCGUGCCCGCCGCGAGCUUAGCGCGCACGCGCGCGUGGUCCGGGGCGCGUGGUCCGCGGCGCCUUAAUCCGGAGGGCUUUGGGCCUGGUGACACCUUGUCCUUGCAGCUGCCCUCUGCUGGCCUCAAGAACGAUGCGCUGCAAGAGGUGUGGGCCGAGCUGGCGAAGGUCCGCGAGGAGCUCAAGGAGGUCAAGGAGGAUCGUCGCCGAGAGCGAGAACUGACGCAUUUCGCACAGCAGUUCACCAGGUCGGACGAUUACGAUCACCUGGAGCCCCAGUCGCCUGGAGCUUCAAGCUUUGUGGAAAUCAUCGUUCCUCCAGAUUGUCAUGAAGGAGAGGCUGUACCCGCAGGUGUGGUUCCUGGAGAACUGAUCUACAUGGAUAUGCGAGAGGGCGUGGGCGAGGCCGAGGACCGCUGGGUGGGUCUGGCGGACCGGCUGACGAGCAAGCAGAAGCGCAGCUCCCGACCGGCCUCGGGAGUUCGAAAGAAGGCCAUGGAGAUCAUCGAAGUCGCCAUUCCAGAGGAGCAGUCGGCUGAUCUGGCUGAUCCGGUGGGAGGCCAAGAUCUGGAGAUGACGGUCCCAGAGGGCUGUCAAGCAGGUGAUGUACUUCUCAUGGACUUGCUUCCUGGAGGAAAGAUUGGAAACUCACGCCCAGCCUCAGCGGAAUACAAGAGGCAGACGUUGGGCGCAGAAGCACAGGUGGCAACCGUUCAACGGGACCCCACCGGUGAGAGCGUUCUGAGUAUUGGCGCUCAAGCCGAAGCCUCCCAGCGCGACGCAGCUGCCUCAGCUGCCUCAGCUGCGCCGGCGCCGGCGGACGCGAGUCGUCAAGAGGAGGCUGCGAGAGAGAGUCAGGAGGCCGUGAUCAGCUCCCUUGCAGAAACUGGCCCCUACAGACUUGGCAUCUCUAUCUUAUCUGCCUCCGAACUCGUGGCCGAAUCAGAGCCUUUCUGUGUUUGCCGAAUUCCGGGCAAAGAGAAGGUGGAAUUUGAGACCGCCUCACUGGGCGAGAAGGUGAACCCAGAAUGGAACUCUGAACAUGUGAUCGAGGACUUCCCGCAAGGUCAAAGUUUGGUCUUCGAGGUGGUGGAGAUGCGGGCGCAGACCCGAACAGAGCAGCUUGACUUGAUGCGUGCUCGGACCACUCUGGAGGAUUUCUGCCCUUACUCGCUCGGUCGCAUCGAGCUGCCCAGUGAGAGAUUCUUCGCUGGCCUCGACGAAACCCUCAGCCUCACAGGCAGCGCCAGCGGCUCGGAGAGCGCCACCUUCGGCCUGCGCGUGAAGGUGGCGAACCUCGGCACCGCGGCCGCCUACGCGGCGCAGCAGGCCGCGCGCGUCGAGGCCGAGCGGCUGGAGGAAGAGGAGCGCGCACGAAUGGAGGAGGCAGAGCGGCAACGCCAAGAGGCGGAGAAGCAACGCGCCAUCGAAGAGGCCGAGCGUGAACGGCUGGAAGCCUUGAAGCAGCAAGCCUUGGAAGAGGCGGAGCGAGCUGUUCGAGAAGAGGAAGCGCGUCUCAAGAGGGAGGAGGCCGAGCGAAAGGGGAAGAUUGUGAUCUUCGUGCGUGGGCCCAAGGGGCGAAGACCACCGCCGAUCCCGACGGUGAUGAACGAUGAGACCGACGAGCUCAUGGCGAAGGCGGAUGGCGACCGUGGCGCUUUGGGUGAAAAUGACGAAAGGUACCGACUGGCAGCCUCGCUCAAGCUGGCCUGCAAGGUCUCGGAACUGGCACAGGAGAUCCCGGAACUGGGAAGUCGAGUUUGCAUCCGCGAGGCGCGGCUGUCUGUGGCGCCGGCGAUCUUCUCGGAGCCAAAGCCGGAGCCGAAGAUGGUCCGUGGCAAGCUGGCCGCUUGGGGUUGGAUGGUGCCGGAGCUGCGUGAACGCUUUCAGCGGCUGGGGCGGCAAAAUGGAAGGGGAUUCGGGGGGACGAGUCGGGUCAAGGGACGAGUCGGAUUGGAAAGGCUUCCUCCAGAGGAUACUUUGCUGGAAGCUGGCGUGGAGAACAACGCAGUGCUCAGAGCCAAAAUCAGUCCUGCCGUCAUCACUGCUUCCAAGGAUUGCACUGCAAGAAUAUGGAAUGCAGAGACCGGCAGCUGCGAACUCGUGCUCGAGGGCCACAAUGAAGCAGUUUGUUCGGCCUGUAUCUCUCCGGACUGCAGAUAUGUGGCCACUUCCUCGGAAGACAGUUCUGCCAGGCUUUGGUACGUGGACAGCGGCCGAUGUGCUCGCGUACUGCUUGACCACAAGGAGGCCGUAUACUCGGCGGCCUUCUCACCGGACAGCAAGCAGGUGGUGACCGCUUCGGAGGAUGGCACAGCGAAGAUUUGGGUCGUGAAGACUGGCUUGUGCAAGCUGACCCUGAAGGGGCACAACUUCGCAGUGCUUUGGGCGGCCUUCUCUCCUGAUGGCCGCAGCGUCACCACGACCAGUAGCGAUGGCACCCUGAAGAUUUGGAACGCCAAGACGGGGGUUUGUGACCGAACCCUGCUUGGGCAGAAGCCUGUCUAUCUUGCCUCCUUUGCCACGGAUGGAAGCACAUUUGUCACAGCCAGCGCAGUCCUGAGCACCCCAAACGAGGGAAACGGACAGUUCUGGGAGAAAAAGUACUUGUUCGUAGUAGUAAUGGGUGAUCGUGGUGUGGCAAUGGAAGUGUCCAAGAGCAGGCUUGACAGACAUGUCCUGACCAAAAUUCAUCAAUCCAACAUCACCAACAGGAAGGAGUGA
Messenger RNA from Durusdinium trenchii, 3969 nucleotides. Lineage: Eukaryota; Dinophyceae; Suessiales; Symbiodiniaceae. The record is from the annotation of a GenBank genome assembly.